Pseudopipra pipra is the source of this 5220-nucleotide messenger RNA. Its product is annotated as guanylate cyclase soluble subunit beta-2-like. Gene Ontology annotation, biological process: cGMP biosynthetic process; response to oxygen levels. The transcript is spliced from 14 exons. The record is from RefSeq and is a predicted model, not a curated record. Gene Ontology annotation, cellular component: guanylate cyclase complex, soluble. NCBI's taxonomy places the organism in Eukaryota, Metazoa, Chordata, Aves, Passeriformes, Pipridae. Gene Ontology annotation, molecular function: guanylate cyclase activity; heme binding. The coding region runs from base 49 to 2253 and encodes 734 amino acids.
GUCCAGGAUUCUUUCUUGACUUUUGAGGUUUACAAAGAUGAGAUCACAAUGCAGCUUGUCGACAAAGCCUGCAAAGUAUUAGGUGUUCCUGCUGACUUGGUUCUGAGAGAGUUUGGAAAGUAUUUCUUUGAAUUCUGUAAGCGCUCAGGCUAUGACCACAUGCUGAGGACACUGGGUGGAAAUCUCUAUGAGUUCAUAGAGAACCUGGAUGCAUUGCACAGCUACCUGUCCCUUUCUUACCAGGAAAUGAAUGCACCAUCUUUUAGAGUAGAAAAGAAUGAAGAUGGGUCAAUGCAUUUACACUACUAUUCAGACAGAAGAGGUCUGUGCCAUAUUGUACCAGGAAUCAUUGGUGCAGCAGCCCUGGAUUUUUUUAACAUUGAGAUUUCAAUGAAAAUAGUCAAUCAAACAGAAGAAGAGGAAAGAACUGGGAAAAAAGAACAUAUUGUUUUUCUUGUCACUCAAAACCCUGUAUUUCCAUGCAAGGAAAGAAAUGAAAUUUCUUCCUCACCUCGAUGUCUUGUUGACUCUGAAAAACAAAGUGAGAGCCAACUGAAUAAAGAGGACCUUGAAAAAGCCAAGAAUACAGUGGGAGACAGAGGAAACUCUGUCUGUCCUGUUAAGAAAAGUCACUGGAAAACAUUAAGAGGAAUAAUUGCAUUAGGAAAAGGUAAGCUCCUGAGAGGAUUUGAUCCUGUUUAUCCCAAGAGCCUCUGGAUUGACACAAAAACAUUUUGCAAUGGACUUCCUUUCCAUAUGGUUUUUGAUAAAGAGCUCAGAGUGAAGCAAGCUGGGGUGAGCAUUCAAAAGAUUGUACCUGGCGUUCAGACCAUGGGCAUCUCCUUGGAUCAGUACUUCAGGAUCGUUCACCCGGAAGUACCCUUCACCAUCUCCAGCAUCCAGAAAUUCAUCAACAGCCAAUUUGUUUUCCAGACUAGAAGAGAGAUGAUGCCAGAGUCAUGGAAACAACGGCCAAUGCUAGAGCUGAGAGGGCAGAUGAUGUGGAUGGAGUCCCUGCAGUGCAUGCUCUACCUCUGCUCGCCUUUGCUUCGCACUCUGCACGAGCUGGAGGAGCGACAGAUGCACAUUGCAGACAUCGCACCUCACGAUGUGACCAGGGAUUUGAUUCUUCUCAAUCAGCAGCGGCUGGCAGAGAUGGAGCUCUCUAACCAGCUGGAGAGGAAGAAGGAGGAACUGCGGAUACUGUCAAAGCACCUGGAGGAAGAGAAGAAGAAGACUGAAGCUCUGCUCUAUGCUAUGCUUCCCCAGCACGUGGCCAACCAGCUGAAAGAGGGGAAGCGAGUUGAGGCAGGGGAGUUCCAGGAGUGCACUAUAUUGUUCAGUGAUGUUGUGACCUUUACCAACAUCUGUGCCCAAUGUGAGCCUAUUCAGAUAGUUCUCAUGUUAAAUUCAAUGUACCUGCGAUUUGACAGACUGACCACGGUGCAUGACGUGUACAAGGUGGAGACAAUUGGAGAUGCCUAUAUGGUGGUAGGUGGGGUCCCUGUGCCUGUUCCCACUCACGCUGAGCGAGUUGCUAAUUUUGCCUUGGGGAUGAUAAUUGCAGCUAAAGGAGUACAGAACCCAGUUUCUGGAAAUCCUAUCCAAAUUCGAGUUGGGAUCCAUACAGGUCCUGUCUUGGCUGGAGUUGUUGGAGAAAAGAUGCCUCGUUAUUGCUUGUUUGGAGACACAGUGAAUAUUGCUUCCCGGAUGGAGAGCCACGGUGUGCCCAGUAAAAUACACCUGAGCUCCAGUGCCUAUCAGUGCCUAAAAUACAAGAAUUUCGAGAUUACUGAGAGAGGAGAAAUAGAAGUAAAAGGCAAAGGGAAAAUGCAUACAUACUUCCUCAUUAGAAAUAAAACUGCAACUGAGAAUGAGAUUAUGGGAAGGCCAAUGAAAGACUUAGAUUCUGGCCAUGAAUCUGUUCAAUCUUUUCAAGAAGGCAGGACUGAAACAAUACCAAGUUCUCAUCAGCCAGUUACUCAGACUCAGCCAGAGAAGGACCAGACCCCAACUAUUGCAAUGAAGUAUGUUGAUGGCCCCACAGAUGCCCAAAACAGCCUCCAAAGAAGAAAUCAAAGGAAAAUUGCAGAUUUAACAGGCAAAACUUGUGAUUCCAAAAGCGAUGGGAGUCUCCAUGGCAACCAGCAUGCAGAUGAUGGUCCCCGUCCUCUAAACCAGGGAAGAGUCAAACCUGCUGCUGAAGAGCCACAGAACAGAAAUGUUCGCUCUAAUUUUUGCACUUUACUCUAAGUUUUUUAGUUUUACAUUAAACAGAAAAAAAUGAUUAUGAUUUUCUGCAUUUUGCUGUUGUGGGACUGUUUUUUUUAUAUCAAGCACCACGUGAUUUUGUAAAAAAAAAAAAAAGAAAAAAAGAACAUUUCAUCACAGUUUUCAGUAAAAAUAAAACAGUGGAGGUUAUUUUUUUUAAACAAUCUACACGUGCUGUAUAAUACUCCCACUGGAGAAGGAAACCCUUGCAAGAUGCUUUGAAGAUGUAUUUUUCAGUUUCUGCCAUUUCUUUGAAUAUCCCCGUGUAAAAAGCACUUUUUGGUAUCUGAUGCAGCAAUCGAGAAAGAGGUGACUCAUCCGGCUAGAAAUAUUCCUACUCAAAUGAGCACUUGCCAUAAAGGAAACAUUCCCUGAAGUGACCAUCUGUCUUGACUUCAGCACAGCCAACAACUUCCCCAUGGAAGGUUAGCAGAGUUUGAUCUGCGUUUUAACUGUGAUAACAGCUUAAUCUCUUAACAGGUCUUUUGCUGGGCAAAGGAAUUAUGCAGUAGAAGUGCAGAAUAGAUCUAAUACAACCUGUAUUUUUGCAUCCUGAAAGGAAAAUAGCAUGUACUUGAUAGCAUCCAACAGUAAAAAAAAAGCAUCUGUGACCUUUGAACCAGCCGUCCAUGUGUAGGUGGGCGCAGAAGGACGUGUAAAUGGUGGAGUUAUGUAGCAUCAAAUUUGUCACAACACUGGAGGACUGCUCAAGGCCUAUGCACUAUUUGAGACCUUCAGAUGAGUUUCCAGUUUAUUACUCAUUUUGUCAAUCCAGCUAAACAAAAGUAAAGUUUCAAGACUGCAGAGGGAGCCUGUCAGUGCUGGAACUAAUGUUGCUAACGUCAUUGAGAACAACAGUGUUAAAGAUCAACAUCACUUACCUGGUGUCAGAGGCUGUUCAGCUGAAUUACUUCCAUGCUGAUAUAUUCUUAGAUUAUGCCUGAUCAGAAAUGGCAGAGAAAAAUUGAAGUUCAGCUGUCAGGGAUUUCAGACACAGGAGCAAAAAUACAAUGGAUAUAACAGCUGUGGACAAUUCAGUGCAUCAUAAAUUGUGCUCUCACUCCUAUAAAUGGAGCUUGGACUAGGUGGGUGACUUUGACAGGAGAUGCAUCCUGCACACUGAUUUAUUACCUUUGGGCUUGGAUUCCUUGUCUAAGGGUGCCAGCAUGAGACCAGUUUGAACUUUGAGCAAGAACUCACUGGAGAAGGUGGUUGCUCCUCUGUAACAGUCUGGAGCAUCAUAUUUCCACCUCUGUGUCCACGGCAAGAGCGAGGCCCUUUAAAUGCCAGAUAGAGGUAAGACUGAUGAAAGGCAUCUCCUCCUCUUUAUAGUAUAACAAGAUGAAAUUUCACCUGGUUAGUUUUGUUUUUUUUUUUUCAAAUCUCUGAGACAGUAGCUCCUUACUCUGGGUGCUCUGCAGCUCUGUCUGCAGGAGCAUACCACUAGAGGAGGAUGCGUAGAGUGAAACCAUCAGUACUGUUGUCCAAACUACAAGUAUUUCAGAGGGUUUUCUGGUGUGGUCCCAUGCACUGAAUACCUGCUAGCUGUUGGAGCACCUUAUAAGCACAUCCUCUGAUUUAGUUUCAUCCAGAAAAGAUCCUUUUUUGUGCUCUGAGACCACUCUACAAUGUGAAACAAAGUAAGGUAAGUGGGUUUGCCCAGGAAAUUCACUCAGGAGUGUAGUCCUGACUCUGACUGAAAUGCUGUUGUAGGCACACCCUCCAACAGGAGCACUUUCCACUGUACAGCUGAGCAGCACUGUUCAUGGAGAAUGCAGUUUUAUGAAUGGCAAGCUUUUUUAUUUAUUUGGAUUUUGCUAUCUGGGCAUUGUUCAUUCUUUGGCAAGGGAGAGAUCUACUGUAGGUUGAUGUUGCAUCUAAGGAUUAUAACUGUUAAGUUGGGGAUCAAGAUUUCAAGCAUUUGACUGUGUGCUACCCUCAGACACACAAUAUCUAAAUUUCACCUUCAUCCUCAGUAAGUCCUUCCCCCUGUUCAUGGAUUUGUGCUCUUGUAUUACAACCGUAGCUUUAAAAAGACUUUCCUAAAGAGAGGUAAUACCCAAUUUCUCUCUCACAAUGACACAUAUGUGAAAUAACAGUUAAAUCAACACUAUCCCAUUGAUUGAAGUCUAGAACCAUCUCUGAUGAGAGUCUUUUGUCUCCAGCCUAGAGACAUGUUUCACUACUCUUGACUAGUUGUGCCAAUGGAGUGGAGAACAUGUCAUUUAACAAAUGGCAGUGGUGGACUCCAUCAUUAUUGGCAUUCAAUAUGGAGAUAUAAAGCUACUUUAGUCCCAAGCACAAGUGUGACACAGGAGUUUACAUCUCUCAGUGUCCAGUGGUAGUCCAGGAGGGAACAUCCUGCUGUCUCAGCUGCUCUUGCAGUCCCACAUCUGCAUGGCUGAAUACCACUGACCACCUUGCUGAGAAAAGGAAUUUCUGGUCAGAAAUUGUCCAGCAAGCCUGACCAUCAGUGAGUAGAGUUUAGUAUAUAUUCUGGGGUUUAAUAUAGAUAUAUUAAACUACAGAGUAGUUUUAGGUAGAAGCUCAGAGCUCCUCUGAACUUGUAUGGAUUCUCCUGGGAAGAAGAAAGAAAAGGACCAUGGUGUAAUUGCUGCCAGCAUCUCUCUGUCUUUUAACACUCGCUUUGCUUAUACCUGCCCUUUUUGCACUGAAUCAUCUAUGGUUCAUAUUGGAAUGUUUUAAUUGCCAUUGAGUGCUCCAUGGUAAGUUACUUCAUGCUGUACUGUGGUAAAAAUGAUGUGCUAAGUGAUUUCUUUGUGGCCUCUGCUACAAUCUGGUUCUCCUGGAGAUAUAGAGCUAGGUCAAAUCUGCACAACUGCUUCUGAAAAUUAAUGUGCCUGUGUAUCAUCAUGUGUUCUUAAAUCUGUGGGCACUGCUAAAGACUGCAAAAAUAUAAUUAAAAAAUAAAUCCAUUAAUAUACCGAC